Messenger RNA from Lottia gigantea (owl limpet), 468 nucleotides. RefSeq lists its product as hypothetical. The transcript has 5 exons. The annotation marks the transcript as partial. The record is from RefSeq and is a predicted model, not a curated record. Lineage: Eukaryota; Metazoa; Mollusca; Gastropoda; Lottiidae.
UUAGUUUACCACUGUCCUUUUGUUUUCAGUUCUAGUUUACCCCACUGUCCCUUUGUUUUCAGUUUUAGUUUAAUUUACCACUGUCCCUUUGUUUUCGUUAUAGUUUACCACUGUCCUUUUGUUUUCCGUUUUAUUUGCCACUAUCCUUUUGUUUUCAGUUUAAUUUACCACGGACCCUUUGUUUUCAUUCUAGUUUACCACUAUCCUUUUGUUUUCAGUUUAAUUUACCACUGUCCCUUUGUUUACAUUCUAGUUUACCACUAUCCUUUUGUUUUCAGUUUAAUUUACCACUGUCCCUUUGUUUACAUUUUAGUUUACCACUGUCCUUUGUUUUCAGUUUUAGUUUACCACCGUCAUUUUGUUUUCAGUUUAAUUUACCAUUGUCCCUUUGUUUUCAGUUUUAGUUUACCCCACUGUCCCUUUGUUUACAUUUCUAGUUUACCAUUGUCCCUUUGUUUACAUUUCUAG